CCUUGCACAUGUGUUUACUACCGACUGAGCAGCUAAGCGGCAGCGCUCAACUUAUUUUUAAUAACAGUGUAUUCUCGUCGCCUUUGUUAUUUACACUGGCUGAAAUAUGGGGAAGCUGAAUGUUGUGAUACUGAGAUACUUGUCUCGAGAUGACUUCCGAGUCCUCACUGCUAUUGAGAUGGGGAUGAAGAACCACGAGAUUGUCCCAGUAAGCCUUUUGUCCUCCAUUGCCAGCCUCAAACAUGGUGGAUGCAACAAGAUCCUCAGAGAACUUGUAAAACACAAACUUGUGUACUAUGAACGAUCCAAGACUGUCCAGGGCUACAAGUUGAACUAUGGAGGUUAUGACUACUUGGCUCUAAAGACCUUCUGCUCUAGAGAAGUCAUAUUGUCAGUUGGCAAUCAGAUGGGUGUUGGCAAAGAGUCAGAUAUAUAUAUUGUGGCAAGUCCAAAUGAUGAACAGUAUGCUCUGAAGCUGCAUAGACUGGGUCGCACCUCCUUCAGAAACUUAAAAAACAAGAGGGAUUACCACAAACACAGAAAGAACAUGUCUUGGCUCUACCUCUCACGCCUUUCUGCCACGAAAGAGUUUGCCUACAUGAAGGCAUUAUAUGAUCGAGGCUUUCCAGUUCCCAAACCUGUGGACUAUAACAGACAUGCUGUUGUGAUGGAGCUCAUCAAUGGAUAUCCUCUGUGUCAGGUUCACGAGCUGCAGGAUCCAUCUGCUCUGUACAGUGAGUUCAUGGAGCUCAUAGUCAAACUGGCCAAUCACGGCCUGAUUCAUGGAGACUUUAACGAAUUCAACCUUAUGCUGGACAACCAGGACCACAUAACUCUGAUUGACUUCCCUCAAAUGGUCUCUACAUCACACCCUAACGCUGAAUGGUACUUUGACCGUGAUGUCAAAUGUAUCAGGGAUUUCUUUGCAAAGAGAUAUAACUAUGAAAGUGAGCUAUUUCCAACCUUCAAGGACAUACGGCGGUCUUGCUCUCUAGAUGUGGAAGUGUCAGCCAGUGGCUUCACCAAAGAUCUGGAGAGAGAUGGUGCAUUGCUAAACCCAGCUGGACCUAAUGAAGAAACAGAUGAUGAAGAGGGGGAGGCAGAAGAUGAAGAUGAGGAAACGGAUGAAGAGCCUGAAAUAGAAGAGAGUAUGAACAUGAAGGAAUAUCAACAUGCAAUGUUGGAACUGGAGGGAUUGAAAAUCAGUGAAACCCAUGCAAACAUACAAGAUCAAGACGAUGAAAAGAGAGAGGAAACAAAAGAAGAGGAAGAGACCGAGGCAACCUCCACAGCUAAAAGUGAUACGGAAACAGAGAAGGAGUUAGAGGAAGAGUCAAGGGAAGCAGAGGAUGACUGCCCAGAGCUGACAGGCUUAUCUGCUUUGAACAAAGAGUUCAAACCUUUCAGAGAUCCGGACAGCCUUCAACACAUUGCCGAACAUAGUAGGAGGAGAACAGACAGUGAAGCCACAAUGGGGAGCACAGGGAGCUGCUCUACCAUCCCACCGGAGGUAGUCCGUCAGAAGAUGCGUAGGCAGCUCACCAACCAGCAGAAGGCAGCACAGAGGAGACGUCUGCAGAAGGGAGAAGCCAACUUGGUGACCAAAGCCAGGAGAGAGAACCAAUUUACCAUCAAGUCCAGCAUAGAAGGCGCCAGCUUCUGGGGGUGAAUAGGACUGCAGGAAUGGACAGAGAGAAAGCCUGUCAAAAUACUUUUUGUUUGAUUAACAGUUCAUCUGCUUCUUUGUAUGCAGAACUGUCAAUCUUAUGAUGGACAGAAUAAGAAAUGCAGCUAAAAGUUAUAUAUAAACUGUUUUUUACAGUCAUGGAGAAAUCAGAGGAGUGACAAAAUGAAAGUAAAAGAUUUUCUUUUUAUGUCACUUCCAAAUCCUUCAUCUUUGUCAAACAUGACAACAGAAUCAUUUUUAAUAAAAUAUUAAAAUCUUCUUUUACAUCUACA
This is a messenger RNA of Cololabis saira (Pacific saury), 1959 nucleotides long. It is a transcript of the gene riok2, whose product is annotated as RIO kinase 2 (yeast). The record is from RefSeq and is a predicted model, not a curated record. NCBI's taxonomy places the organism in Eukaryota, Metazoa, Chordata, Actinopteri, Beloniformes, Belonidae. The coding region runs from base 107 to 1669 and encodes 520 amino acids. Gene Ontology annotation, cellular component: cytosol; nucleus; preribosome, small subunit precursor. The transcript is spliced from 10 exons. Gene Ontology annotation, biological process: maturation of SSU-rRNA; protein phosphorylation. Gene Ontology annotation, molecular function: protein serine/threonine kinase activity; ATP binding.